Molecule: messenger RNA, 1512 nt
Organism: Fomitopsis serialis
Lineage: Eukaryota; Fungi; Basidiomycota; Agaricomycetes; Polyporales; Fomitopsidaceae
Product: P-loop containing nucleoside triphosphate hydrolase protein
Exons: 6
Coding region: 1-1512 (503 amino acids)
Molecular function (GO): 5'-3' RNA helicase activity; RNA binding
Source: RefSeq, a predicted model, not a curated record
AUGCCAUUGCACGCAGUUCAACCCACCAGCCACGAUUACUUUUCCCCACCGUUGACACGUCUUAGGCCACAGCGUCUCACGACUGAAGAGAUCGACGCGUUGGACGUCGAGGAGGAUAGCAGCCUGAUCAGUAAUCCAGAACAGAGAGAAGUUGUCGCGGCGAUUGUGACAGCGCCGGGGGGAAGUGUCCCUUUCAUGAUCUUCGGCCCUCCUGGGACUGGAAAGACAGUGACUGUCGUCAAGGCCGCGCUCCAGGUCCUCAAGAGCAACCCAGACGCUAGGUUGCUCAUGUGUGCGCCGACUAACGAAGCGGCCGACCUGCUCGCCUUCAAAAUGGCAGAACUGGGGCCUACGCAGCUGCUCAGACUCAACGCCGUGAAACGCCCCGUAGAAUCAGAGUCGACCCUCCAAGCAGCACUCAAACAGUUCAGCAUCUUUGGCGCAGACGGGGCGUACACCAUCCCUGAUGCGGUGCACCUGCAAUCGCGUAGAGUCGUCGUUACGACUUGCGUGUCCGCGGCCAUGCCGUAUUGUCUAGGCGUCGAACCUGGCUGGUUUACUCACAUCUUCAUUGACGAGGCGGGCCAAUGUGUAGAGCCCGAAGCGAUGAUCCCAGUCAAGCUCCUUGCCGGCGAGAACACAAACGUUGUCCUCGCGGGCGACGUGAAGCAGCUCGGUCCGGUCAUUCACUCGGAUUACUCUCGUGAUCUUGGCCUCAAACAGAGCUACAUGGAGCGUUUGUCGAACAUGCCUGUUUAUGACUGGAAACUUAUCGAGGAAAUCGUCAAGCUGGUCAAACAUUUCAGAUCACACCCUGCGAUCAUCUCGUUCUCAAACAAGAAGUUCUACGGCGACGAACUGGAACCGUGCAGUGACGAAGCAAUAACUCACGGCAUGCUUCAUUCGGUAGUCCUAGACGGUCUCAAUCCCAAGUUCCCCGUCGUAUUUCACGGGAUAUCUGGCCAGGAGAAGCACGAGGAGGAUACACCCUCGUACAUUAACGCGCAAGAGGCAUCGCUCGUAGUAAGAUACUGCAAGGCACUCGUCAAUGAUCCAAGGGCCCGCAUCAGUGCGAAAGAUAUCGGGGUCGUCAGUCCGUACAAUGGACAAUGUCGCAUGAUCCGCACGCUGCUGCAAAGGUCGUCUAGGCAGAUGGAUGGACUGCGCGUCGGCCCGACGGAAGCCUUCCAGGGCCAGGACCGCCGCGUCAUCAUCAUAUCUACUGUACGCAGCAACCGUUUCCUCGCGGAUAUCCGCCAGCGACUAGGUUUCGUGGCGGAUCCACAGAGGCUCAACGUUGCUAUAACGCGAGCGCGAGCACUUCUCAUCGUCAUUGGCGAUCCGGACGUCCUCGCGCUUGAUGAUGUAUGGCGAGAGUUCAUGGCAUACGUCAAAGCCAAUGGUGGAUGGAGAGGCAAAGGUGUCUCAGAGGCGCAUAUAUAUGGUCCCAAUGCAGAAGACACCACUACAGCUGCUGUGCGACGAAUAGACGAACAAAUAAACGAGGUCUGA